UCAAACAGUGUUUUAAAUAAAAUAUUUACUCUUUUAGUUGAGCUGAAAAGCGAAGUAGCUAAUCUUCAGAAGCAGACUACUUACAACACUACUAUGUUGCAGACUUUGUCACACGGUGGGAUAAAAGACGAUGGCAACAUUUUUGAAACUCUUGAUCUUCCUGUAUGUGACCGAAAACAGCUGCAGCAGCUUGAAGAUAUAAUUACUAAAGACAAUCUUUUAUUUAAUAAACUUGUGCAUGGUGUUGCUUCGAAGGGCGGUCAGGACCUGAAGGAAGCCGUUAGAAGGAUGGUUUCCUCUCUAAUGGAAAACGACGUAGUAAAACAAAUGAAUUGGUCAGGACUUGGUGAAAAUCUAAAAAAACCCUUUCGUGACUUGAAAUGCCGACAAGUUCUGGAAACAGCAUUGCGAAGAAAUCCACCAACGAAAGGUGCUUCAGAAAGUGAUGUGCAGAAGGCCGUGGUUCACUAUUUAGCAGGGGCUAGUGAUCGUAAUGGUGGUAGAAAACAAAGAGCCAUUCGACAAUCAAUAAAAAAAACUCACUUUGAACAUCGUGCACUAAUGCCUACAGCUUCAUCGGCAGUUAUAGAACAACCUUUAGUAGCGCCUAAAACUUCAGCGGAAGUUUUACUGCAUCAUUUGCCACUUUUCUGCUCAGACGACUCAAACAAUUAUUUAUGUUAAAAAUUAGUUAUGCUAAAUGCUGCUACCUUAUAGUUUCUUUAGAAACGUUUUAAAAGUUGUUUCCCAUAUUCAUAAUGUAGUUAUAUUUUUCGUGUAUUAAUAUUGUAUUUUAUGUUGUGGUUAUGUUUUUAUUAUGUACAUGUGUUAGUUCAAAUUACAGAAUAUAUUUCUUUAUACCUGGU
This is a messenger RNA of Hydra vulgaris (swiftwater hydra), 866 nucleotides long. RefSeq lists its product as uncharacterized. Lineage: Eukaryota; Metazoa; Cnidaria; Hydrozoa; Anthoathecata; Hydridae. The record is from RefSeq and is a predicted model, not a curated record.